CAAAUAAAAUAGAAAGGUAAACAACAAAUGAUCGGCGCAUAUUGCAUACUUGUAAAUAGUUUCAUUCAUAAUUCUUAUUGUCAGCAUCAGCAGAUAGAAACGGAUUACGCAAUUCCAUUAAAAUUCCGUGUGCCAAUUGUGGGAUUUAAAAUAAGCAAAAAUGGCUUUAACACUUGGACGCAUCAAUGUAGACGAGCCCCUAUAUGAUCUAAGCACUUUUGCCGGGCGCUUUCGCUAUUUUGCUUGGAUGACGGAUCCCCGCACUGUCAUUGUUUCCAACGACCGUUUAUUGCAAGCGAAAACACUGGUGGAGAGUUAUCGUGUCGGCAAAGAGCCAGAAACCACUACGCAGGAACAAGUCAAAUAUGCGAUGAAACUUUAUUCAUCUGCCUUCCAUCCGGAUACAGGCGAGCUUCAAAAUGUCACCGGGCGCAUGAGUUUUCAGGUGCCUGGUGGCAUGCUUAUAACAGGCGGCAUGCUAGCCUUUUAUCGUACCGUUCCCGCUGUGGUGCUCUGGCAAUUCAUCAAUCAGUCAUUCAACGCUAUAGUCAACUAUACAAAUCGUAAUGCGAAUUCACCGACAACAGUCACACAGUUGGGCGUCGCGUAUGUGUCCGCAACUACCUCGGCAUUGGUAGCGGCACUUGGUUGCAAAAGCUAUUGGUCUAAGCGUGCCAGCCCCCUAUUUCAGCGUUUUGUGCCGUUUGCUGCCGUUGCCGCUGCCAAUUUUGUCAACAUUCCACUUAUGCGGCAAAAUGAGAUAAUCAACGGUGUCGAAGUGAAGGAUGAGAACGGUAACAUUGUGGGACACAGCCGCUUAGCUGCCAUAAAGGGUAUUACCCAAGUGGUGGUUUCCCGUAUUACUAUGGCAGCACCCGGCAUGUUGAUAUUGCCGUUUAUUAUGCAACGUUUGGAGAAAAUACCGGCUUAUCGACGCAUACGUUGGAUAGACGCGCCUUUCCAAACGGCUAUGGUGGGCUGCUUUUUGCUGUUCAUGGUUCCCACGGCUUGCGCAAUAUUUCCACAAAAUUGUUCGUUGAAAACGUCCACAAUCAAAUUACUUGAAGCUGAUCAGUAUGCGGAAAUAGAGUCCAAGACUAAAGGUCGCGUACCACAGCGUGUAUACUUCAAUAAGGGCUUAUAAAUGUGCCGUAUAAUUCAAUUUGAUUAUGCACAAUAGACAAUAUUGAGUAAAUGAGUUGCUGACGCGUAGCGAAAGUGGCUCCACUGACCUGGAACGGCAUUUACAAGGAAAUCGUAUUCAAUAACCGGGAAUUACUGCUGCUAAACAUGCCUCAAAGAGGCUAGAAAUAUUAAAUCUGUAAAAUUUAAGUUAAAGUAACUGCGCAUUUGUAGAUGUGAUUUAGUUUUAAUUUUUUGUUUUCUUCGUUGCUUAAAUCUGUAUUUUUUUAUGGCACUGGUUCCUUUUCACGUUUAGUGUGUUUGUGUUAUUAAAUUUAUCACCGUGUGCAGUUUAAUGGAUUUCAAGCAUUGCCGUCUUAUUUUGUACGCUGUUUGUUUAUAAAAUUAAGCGUAAAAUGUGUACUCUUUAUAUACUAUAGUCAUUAUUCUGAAAUAAAAGUAAAAAAGUAAA
Messenger RNA from Bactrocera dorsalis (oriental fruit fly), 1594 nucleotides. It is a transcript of the gene Sfxn2, whose product is annotated as sideroflexin-2. Gene Ontology annotation, molecular function: monoatomic ion transmembrane transporter activity. Lineage: Eukaryota; Metazoa; Arthropoda; Insecta; Diptera; Tephritidae. The coding region runs from base 161 to 1144 and encodes 327 amino acids. The transcript is spliced from 7 exons. Gene Ontology annotation, cellular component: mitochondrial inner membrane. Gene Ontology annotation, biological process: serine import into mitochondrion; monoatomic ion transport. The record is from RefSeq and is a predicted model, not a curated record.